Molecule: messenger RNA, 4856 nt
Organism: Pantherophis guttatus
Lineage: Eukaryota; Metazoa; Chordata; Lepidosauria; Squamata; Colubridae
Gene: MAP4K3
Product: mitogen-activated protein kinase kinase kinase kinase 3
Biological process (GO): protein phosphorylation; intracellular signal transduction
Cellular component (GO): cytoplasm
Molecular function (GO): MAP kinase kinase kinase kinase activity; ATP binding
Source: RefSeq, a predicted model, not a curated record
UGCGGCCGCCAUGUUGCCUGAGCAGAACGGGGGGUGGUGGCGUCGGUGGUGAUCGCUCCGAGUCGUCUUCUCCCUCCUCCUCCUCCUCCUCCUCCCCCCCUUUCCCCUUACCCGCCUGCUCACCCUCUUUCCUUCCUUCCCUUCCCCCACCUCGUCCUCCCGGGGGCUGCGGCGGAGCGGGCUGAGGGGGCAGCUGCGUGCUCCGGGAGGCGGCGCAGCAUGAGUGUCGGCGGGGGGCGGGUGUGCGACCUGUCCCGCAGGAACCCCCAGGAAGACUUCGAGCUCAUCCAGCGCAUCGGCAGCGGCACCUACGGCGAUGUCUACAAGGCUCGGAAUGUUAACACAAGUGAACUGGCUGCAAUUAAAGUAAUAAAAUUAGAACCAGGUGAAGAUUUUGCUGUUGUGCAGCAGGAAAUCAUUAUGAUGAAAGAUUGUAAACAUCCAAACAUUGUUGCUUAUUUUGGCAGCUAUCUCAGACGUGAUAAAUUGUGGAUUUGCAUGGAGUUCUGUGGAGGUGGUUCAUUACAGGACAUUUACCAUGUGACUGGACCACUUUCAGAACAACAGAUUGCUUAUGUAAGCAGAGAGACACUGCAGGGAUUGUAUUACCUGCACAAUAAAGGAAAAAUGCAUAGAGAUAUAAAGGGAGCGAAUAUUCUUUUAACUGAUAAUGGCCAUGUAAAGUUGGCCGAUUUUGGAGUAGCAGCACAAAUAACAGCUACAAUUGCAAAAAGGAAAUCUUUCAUUGGAACUCCAUACUGGAUGGCCCCUGAGGUUGCUGCGGUUGAAAGGAAAGGUGGAUAUAAUCAACUUUGUGACCUUUGGGCAGUUGGGAUUACUGCUAUUGAACUAGCAGAACUUCAGCCUCCAAUGUUUGAUUUGCAUCCCAUGAGAGCACUGUUUUUAAUGUCAAAAAGCAACUUUCAGCCUCCCAAACUAAAGGACAAAAUGAAAUGGUCAAAUAGCUUUCAUCAUUUUAUCAAAAUGGCACUUACAAAGAAUCCUAAAAAAAGGCCUACAGCUGAAAAACUAUUACAGCACCCUUUUAUUACCCAGCCUUUAAGCCGGACACUUGCUAUUGAACUAUUGGAUAAAAUGAAUAAUCCUGAUCAUUCCACUUAUCAUGAUUUUGAUGAUGAUGAUCCUGAGCCUCUUGUACCUCAUAGAAUUCACUCAACAAGUAGAAAUGUGAGAGAAGAAAAAACACGCUCUGAAAUAAACUUUGGUCAAGUAAAAUUCGAUCCUCCUUUAAGAAAGGAGACAGAGCCACAUCAUGAGUUCCCUGACAGUAACGAUUUUUUGGACAGUUCAGAAGAAAUAUACUACACUGCAAGAUCUAAUCUGGAUUUGCAGCUAGAAUAUGGUCAUGGUCCUCAAGGCAGUUACUUCUUGGGUGCAAAUAAGAGCCUUCUAAAAUCAGUUGAAGAAGAACUACAUCAGCGGGGACAUGUAGCACAUCUAGAAGAUGAAGAUGAAGUGGACAGUGAUGAUUCCAAACAUUCAACCAUGAAAGCAAAGGUGCCACCUCCUUUGCCACCAAAGCCUAAAUCCAUCUACGUUCCACAGGAAAAUCAUACUUCUGAGGAUGAUAAUCAAGGAACUAUUAAAAGAUGUCCUAUUACAGAGAGUCCUGCAAAAUCAAACACUCAAGUCCCUCCUAGACCACCACCCCCUCGGUUACCUCCACAGAAAUCAAACAUUUUAGGUAAUGGAUUUAAUUCUGUGCAAUUAAAUGGUGACAAGGAAAGUUCUCAUCAAGAACCAACUGAGAAUAGGCACACUAAUCCUAGGAAAGAAAGAAAGGAAAUAUUGAAGCCAAUUAGUAACGGUCUUCCUCCUACACCAAAAGUACAUAUGGGUGCUUGUUUUUCAAAGGUUUUCAAUGGAUGCCCCUUGAAAAUUCACUGUGCAACUUCAUGGAUAAAUCCUGAUACAAGAGAUCAGUACUUAAUAUUUGGUGCUGAGGAAGGUAUUUAUACCUUAAAUCUUAAUGAGCUUCAUGAAACAUCAAUGGAACAGCUAUUUCCCCGACGAUGCACAUGGCUAUAUGUAAUGAACAAUUGCUUGCUGUCAAUAUCUGGUAAAGCUUCUCAGCUUUAUUCUCAUAAUUUGCCAGGAUUAUUUGACUAUGCACGGCAAAUGCAGAAGUUACCAGUGGCUAUACCAGCACAUAAACUACCUGACAGAAUACUUCCCAGGAAGUUUGCAGUGUCUACAAAAAUCCCUGAUACCAAAUGGUGUCAAAAAUGUUGUGUGGUGAGGAAUCCUUAUACAGGACACAAAUAUCUUUCUGGGGCACUUCAGUCUAGUAUUAUUCUACUAGAAUGGGUUGAACCAAUGCAGAAAUUCAUGUUAAUCAAGCACAUAGACUUUCCUGUACCAUGUCCACUGAGGUUGUUUGAAAUGCUUGUAGUGCCUGAACAGGAAUUCCCUUUGGUUUGUGUUGGUGUAACUAAAGGGAGAGAUUUCAACCAAGUAGUGAAAUUUGAAACUAUCAAUCCAAAUUCUACCUCUUCAUGGUUUACAGAAACAGAUACUACACAGACAACUGUUGUACAUGUAACACAACUAGAGAGAGAUACCAUUUUAGUCUGCUUGGAUUGCUGUAUAAAAAUUGUAAAUUUGCAAGGCAGAUUAAAAUCUAGUCGAAAACUGUCCUCCGAACUCACCUUUGAUUUCCAAAUCGAAUCAAUAGUUUGCUUACAAGAUAGCGUUUUGGCUUUUUGGAAGCAUGGAAUGCAAGGCAGGAGUUUUCGUUCAAAUGAGAUCACCCAGGAAAUUUCUGACAGUACAAGAAUAUUUAGACUCCUUGGAUCUGACAGAGUUGUGGUACUGGAGAGUAGACCAACAGAUAAUCCUACUGCCAAUAGCAACUUGUACAUCUUAGCAGGUCAUGAGAACAGUUACUGAGAGGCAACAAGAUAAGGAAACACUACUGCUUCAAUACAUCUGACAGCAAUUGCACAAAAGCGAAAGGAUCCCAACCACAGUUAUUUUGUAAUUUAUUGUAGUGUAUGAGUAUGAGUGAGAACAAGAAUGCUUGCCUGAAUGAUAUGCAUAUGAUUAGCACAUUCUACAGAACUCUUGAUUCACUAUUAUGUAAUGUUUGUACAUAUAUGCAGUAUUUUUUGUUGAAGUGUAUUACUGGAGGCCUCUCUUGAUUUUUCUGUAGAUAAUGAACAAAAUGUUUUACUUGUACAGAUAUGUAAAGUUUGCUGAGGACAGAAAAUUGUGUUUGGGUACUAUUUUAAGGACUAAUGGGAUGCUAUUGAUAAACAGUGCAUUUAAAUAACACUAUUGUAUUUUAUUAUGUAAUUUACUAAUAUAAAUAAAUCUUAUCUUUUAGACAUUGUAAUCAAGGCAGUAAUCCUAUUACAAUCUUGUUUUUAGUUCUAUGCAAGUACACUGGUGUUUUGGUUGCACAAAGUGUUAAUAUGUAAUGUAUUCAGUCACAAAAGUACAUUUGUGGAAAUAAUUUAGGCGUUAUAAUUUUAGCUUAUUUAGGUAGUUCUCUUUGUGAAACCAGCCAAUUGAACACCUAUAUUUUUAUAUUUAAGGAAAAUUCUCUUUAAUUAUUUUCUAUGCUUGGAGAAAAAAAAUACCUAUUUUGAAAUGGGAAUAAAUCCAAUAGUGGUACCUUGGUGUAAUUAUAAGUGUGUACAAUGAUAAUAUAAGCUUUAUUAUGAUGAGUCUUACUAGCUUCUAUAUCAUGCAAAAAUUUACAGCACUCCACACUGUGGAAGUGUUUAAAUAUUUGGAGUUAGAUCCAGAUAGCCAUGUGCAAAAGGCCUUAGUACUGUAUGCAGUACUUUGCAGAUAUUCAUUAGCACUUGCAUUAAAACAACGUAUACAUUUUCCUUCAUUAAGAAGAGAUUGACUAUCACUAAUGAAUUGCCAUUGUACCCUAUUGGAUCUGCAGAGCUCCUCUCUGAUUCUUAUAGGAUGAUAGGGCCAUAGGGCUCCUGCUGGAUUCCAUGUGUAGACAGAAGCUUUUCUUAUAGCGAGGAAUAUGAAUCAAUGGUUUUAAAAUUGCAUUCAAGGAUCUUUGCUCUUCCUCAGACAUAGCAACAAAGUUUUCAAACAAAAAAUCAGUAACAGAGGAAAGCAUUUCUUUAAAAAAGGAAAUGCUUAUUGCAACUGGUUUUCCCAACCCUAACCCUCACCCUAACCCUAACCCUAACUUCAGAACAAAUGUAGACUGGCCUCCGUUCAGGAGCUGGAAAGCCAGCAACUCAUAUGCACCCUAACAACAUGAGUGGUGAAAUUAUGAUCUUCCUUGUGAUGCUGAGCUACAACUUCUAAAUGCCAGUUGUGAGGGAAACUAGAGUAUAUUAAUAAUUAGUAGAGGAUAACAGCUUCUUGGCACUAAUAUAUAACAUGCAACAUGCACAUAUGUUUUUCUGAAAAGAAGGAUGCUUCCAACCCACUGCCAUCAAGGACACCAUAUAUUGACUACCUGUUUUGGAGAAAAAGUGAUACUAGGUGGGGCAACUGUUUUAAGGAAUCUUGCUUUUGUUUAAAAAAUGUUUUGCCUUACUACUGUUGUCACAUUUUUUUCUCUUAAUGUCUUAACACCUAGCCAGAAUUAUUUAGUUACUACCUCACAAAAUUAAAUGGUUAUAACACAUUCACAGGAAUUUUAGUUUUGAGCAAAACUGUUCUGAUUCUUUUCAGUGCGAUAUGUAGAUGCCAUGUUUUAGGGAUAAUACAUACUUUUUUGUAUAUGUUCUUUAUACUGUGAUAUAAAGUAAGAACAAAGUACAUUAAAACUGAUUUAUGGUCUGUAUUGUUGUUGGUAAUGAAUAUUUCCUUAUGUAUAUAAUGUAAAAUAAAGUUUUUAACAUGUUUGUUGUUCA